Molecule: messenger RNA, 750 nt
Organism: Telopea speciosissima
Lineage: Eukaryota; Viridiplantae; Streptophyta; Magnoliopsida; Proteales; Proteaceae
Product: NDR1/HIN1-like protein 6
Exons: 1
Coding region: 1-750 (249 amino acids)
Cellular component (GO): plasma membrane
Source: RefSeq, a predicted model, not a curated record
AUGGCAGAUCAAGUGAAUCAGAAAAUACAUCCAGUCAUGGAUCCCGAAAUGCCGCCGACGACGCCUUUAGUACCGGAAGGUUCAACGUCCGAAAAAGGCGAUCCUAUCGAGCAAUACCCUCCACCAAUACUACUCCGGCGGAUGUAUCCGGUGGCGCCGAAGAAAAGAAGAAGUUGUUGUUGCAGGUGUUUUUGCUGGACAAUUAGUCUUGUCAUACUACUAGUGAUUAUCAUUGCAGCUGUUCUUGGUAUUCUCUAUCUGGUCUUCCAACCAAAGAUUCCAUCAUACACCAUUGAUAGGUUAACCAUUACUGACUUCUCUAUAAACACAAAUUCAAGCCUCUCUGCUACAUUUAUUAUUAGGCUUAAGUUUUAUAACCCAAACAAGAAAAUUGGAAUUUAUUAUGAAGAUGGAAGCAAUCUUACUGCUUGGUACAAUACCACAAAGCUCUGUGAAGGUUCUUUGCCAAUAUUCUAUCAAGGUCACCAGAAUACAACUAUGUUUGAUGUUGAAUUAACUGGUCAGAUUGAAGAUGGAACUACUGUUCUGCAACAAUUAUCUCAGCAACAACAAACUGGUAGUAUUCCAUUGAUUCUUGAUGCUAAAGUUCCAGUCAAAGUGAAGGUUGGGAAACUGAAAUUGAUGAAGAUGAAGCCUCAUGUUAGGUGUAAUGUGGUGGUGAAUAGCCUUUCUCUUAAUAGUUUGAUUAGCAUUAAAAGUAGUAAUUGUAAAUUGAAACUUAAGCUUUAA